UUGCAUUUAUUUUGAAUAUACGUAUAUUGCUUGUCAAUCUUAUUGUCUAUUUUACUUGCUCCUACUUCACUACUUCCUUCACUUGCGCCCUUGUAGGGACCGGACAAUCGAGGCAUGUGCCUGUCUCCGCGGCAUUCGGCAUCGUUAUGGCCGCGUCGACCACAUUUGGAGUACUGCUUAUGGCAUGCAGUCUCAUGGGUGGGGUUCAUUCCACAGAGCUUGCAGUCAAGCAGCUGGCUUGUUCUAUUGUUGGGACCUCGGAAUGCCUCUUUCGGCUCGGGCUUCUUGUUCGUUGGGGAGAAUCGAUUCGAUCCCCUGCUGCGCUUGUUUCGCGAAGCACCCGUCGAGAUACCGGCAGAAGUGCCGUUAGCGUCUCUAUUAUAUGCGCUUGCGGACCGACCAAACCACUAAGAACGCUUGUGAAGUCGUUGAUAGAGGCAAAGUCAACUGAGGCUCCCUUCCUAACAUGGAGGCGAGUGACCAUGUUAUUGAGAGUAUCAAGAGACACGGUGUAGUGUAGUGGCUGGUGUAUGGAUAAAGCUCCAGAUGUGGUGGCACUGGUAAGAGAUCUUUCAACGGUGAGGAUAAUAAAGACAGCAAAACUAUUUACGAGAAUAAGAACGGCGACAACACACUCAGGUUAGGGAUCUGCAAGGUCAAAGGGACUCUGUCUUGACUCCUGUGUCCAGACGUCGGCAUCGAGGGGUACUGUUCUUGAUCCUCCGCUCUUGUUCGUUAUGAGACCAUGAUCAUUACCUGUCGUGGGGGCAGGCAGGUAAUGUGAGCGGA
Messenger RNA from Gamsiella multidivaricata, 789 nucleotides. RefSeq lists its product as uncharacterized. Lineage: Eukaryota; Fungi; Mortierellomycota; Mortierellomycetes; Mortierellales; Mortierellaceae. The transcript is spliced from 3 exons. The record is from RefSeq and is a predicted model, not a curated record. Bases 147 to 515 code for a protein of 122 amino acids.